Molecule: messenger RNA, 2097 nt
Organism: Besnoitia besnoiti
Lineage: Eukaryota; Apicomplexa; Conoidasida; Eucoccidiorida; Sarcocystidae
Product: transcription initiation factor TFIID complex subunit TAF8
Exons: 1
Coding region: 1-2097 (698 amino acids)
Molecular function (GO): protein heterodimerization activity
Source: RefSeq, a predicted model, not a curated record
AUGCAUCAUUCUUCAUCAGCCGCUCCCCCGUCUGGGAGUGCUCGCCCGCCUCGAGAUGGCGCUGCCUCUGCAACAGGUCGGGCUAUCUGCGACCCAGCUUCUUCACGAGGUCAUUCGCCCUCGAGUGCCUCUCAUCCCUCCGCCGCUUUGGCUGCUGGUGCCGUCCCGCCUUCUGCCUCUUCCCUCGAGGCGUCUUCAGCGUCAAGCGAGAUGCCCGCGCAGGCCGCUCUUUCUGGGCAGUCCUCGGGCGCAGAGGCGUCUUCGGCUUCCGAGGCUCGAGCCCUCGAUCCCCCCCGCCGACAUGGGACUUCCCUCUGCGCGGAUCUCGCCCCGAGUUUCAUCGUGGCGGGGCCCCUUCCAGGGCUGCCGCGACCAGGCACUGAGACGGUGCUGCCAGACCCCUCGUCCGUCGAGUCGGCUCCGCUGGCGGUCGACGGCGAGUCCUCCAGUGCGUUUUCGGCCUCAGCGCCGGCCUCGCUGACGGUGGGGCGCCCCGGCUUCUCUUCUUCCGGCGCAGGCUCUGGAGGGGGCCCGCCGCACGGCCGCACCGUCGUGACGGUGCCGAGUGUCUGUGGCAGCCGACGACGCUACAUGCAUGCGCUGCUUCAGCGCAGCGCGGCGUGGAUGAUGUUCAGCAAAGGCGUCCAGAGCGUCGAGCCCCAGUGCCUGGAGUACGUCUCCUCCUGGCUCGCUCUGCGCAUCGGCACCAUCGGCCGCCAGGCGAAGAUGUACGCCAACAUCCGCGGGACGAGCGCCGCCAACUACUUCGACGUCAAACAGGCUCUUUUUGACGUCUGCCCCUCCUCGUAUGCGGCUCUGUUCCGCACCACGGGCAUCGAGCCGGUCGCAGGCACUCAGCCGAAGGAAGUCCUUCUGGGGGCAGGUGGAAGAGGCCGGCGGGCGCGUGAGGCCCCCCUGGCUGGCUCCGACGCAAGGAACGGGCUGCAAGGCGUCGCCUGUCCUCUCGAGGAGGACGAACCCGUGGUCACUACGGAGGACUCGUGGCUCUAUCGUCGUCUGCUGGGGGAGCCGGCAGAUUUCAUCGCAGGAGAGGACGCAGGAGCUGUUGGCGGGGUCUCCCCCGCGCUCGCCCCGGGCCCGGCGGCCCUCGACGGAGCCCACGACGCGCACGCGGCGGGCAGCCGCCCAGACGAGGCUGCGUUCCGCGGCCUGGACAACGCCGCUGGACAAAGAGGGGGGGCGAAUUCAUCCCCCUCCGCCGAUCUCCUGUCGGCAGGGUCGGCUGCUUCGCCUCCGGACGCUGCGUCUGCCGCCACCGCGGGAGGCGCCGCUGUCACCGCAGGGGGAGGCCCUCACACCAGUGGAGGCGCAGACCUGCCGGGGCCUUCGCCUGCAGUUGGGCCCGAGCCCGGGGCCGGCGGAGGGACUCUCCCUGGCGGCCCUGGGUUCCCUCACCUGGGGCUGCAGGGGGGGGGUGUGGGCGGGGCAGGCGGUCCUGGGGGGAAGUCGGGGACAGGCAGGGGCUUAGCGACCCCUCUGCACGUGCCACCUUGGCUCCCACAGUUCCCCCCAGUGCACCUCUGGGAGUGCACGCCGACGCCAUGCCCGCCCGCCACGGACGCCUUCACUUUGGAUUUCAAAAGGCAGUGUGCGAAAAUGGAGCUUCAGCUUCACUUGCCGCAGCUUCAACUCCCGCAGAUGCCUCCUCCGUCGGUGAGGCGCGGCGACGGAGCUCAGUGGCGCGGGCGCAGCGACGGCGAAGGGGACGGUCUUGGAGCCGCGGGGCGGGAUGGAGACGAACCCGACGGCACAAGCAGGCCAGGAGGCGGGAAAAGGAGGCGCGCGGAACAGGGCGACGGCGAAGGAGAGAAUGGGAGACUCUGGGGAGUAUCCAGAGACCCUGCACAGACGGCGUCUGCGCAGCCUGCGAGAGAAGUCGACGGAGUGCGGCGCGGCGACGCAGAGGCAGAGCCCGGCGGCGUCGACCGGACAGACGAAGAAAUCAAGAGGAAAGAUAAGAGAAAAGAAGACGCAGGAGGGAAAGGGAAGAGGAAGAGAAUGAAACAAGAGGAUGAAGUCGUUGAGAGGGAGGCAACAGAUGAUGGAAGCCGGAAAAACCUGUUCCUUAGUUGGUGA